UCAUGUGUGCCAAGUUGGUCUUGAAUUCCCUAUUUAGCCAAGGAUGAUUGUGAACUUCUGAUCUUGCCUCCACUUCCCCCAAACGCUGGAAUUAAAGGCCUGAGCUACUCUGCUUGUUUUUAUGCAGUGUUAAGUAUUGAAGCCAGCAUAUUGUGCAUGGUAAGUGAGCCAUCCACCAACUGAGCUACAGACUCAGUACAGGUUUUGAGGACAGAAAUGUCCUGGAAUUAAAUCUGCAUAUUUACGGCACUGAGUUACAGGCCACUGUGAACUACAAAGUCCGACCCUGUUUCAAAACCUAUCAACUAACCAACUUGGGACUAAAUUUUGGGGAUGAGUGUUCAACACUGUCGGUGUACUAAGUGUCACAAAUGGUCAUUUGUAUGUGUACUUCUCAAAACCUAAAAACGAAAUGAAAAUAAAAGUCUCUGGAAAGGGGCAUACGAACUGUCUCCCACUGGAGUUCUUGGGAAUUCAACCCUGGUCCGAGCCCAGGAUUCUGAACCCUAAAAAGUUCAGAUUCUCCAGGCUGGAGAGAUCACACGGUGGCUAAGAACGCACUGGCUCUAAGCCAGAGGACCUAGGUUCAAUUCUCAACACCUACAUGUAACUCCAUCUGUAAAUCUAGUUCCAGGAGAUCAAACACCCUCCUCUGGCCUUCGCGGGCGCCAGGUAUGACAAAAUAUCCAUAUACAUUUAAAAAAGAGAGAGGGAGAGAGCGAGGGGGAGAGUUGGGAUUCUUUAGUCCAAGGGUAGCUCACCCCCAGUUAGGUCCAGCCAACGGAACACAAGCCACGCCCAUUUCCGCCCUCGACAAAGUCCCACUCCAGCCGCUCUGAGAUCCCGGCUCGGCUUCCACAGCCACAACCCAAGGCCCCGCCCCCUUUGCCUGUCCGUCAAACUCAUUCUGGUCCCGCCCCAUGCCUGUACUCCACGCCGCCCUCGGUUCGGCCCGUUGUUAUGACGACAUGGUCGUAAAUCCGCCAUCUUCCUGCGGCGCGUUGCGACAUGGAGGGCGCGAUGGCAGUGCGGGUGACGGCCGCUCAUACGGCAGAAGCCCGGGCCGAAGCCGGGCGUGAAGCGGGCGAGGGCGGGGUUGCGGCGGCGGCGGCGGCCUUGUCCUCCGGCGGCUUUCUUGGCCUCCCAGCGCCCUUCAGCGAGGAAGAUGAGGAUGACGUGCACAGAUGCGGCCGCUGCCAGGUGGAGUUCACUGCCUUGGAGGACUUUGUCCAGCACAAGAUUCAGAAGACCUGCCACCGGACCCCUCAAGAGGCCCUGCCUACCACCCCUCCUGCCACUGCACUGCUGGGCCAGGAGGUGGUGCCAACUGCAGCGGAGGGAGGUCCAGAGGAGCCCAUAACUGUGGCCCACAUCGUGGUGGAGGCCACCUCUCUGGCAGCAGACAUCAGCCAUGCUCCUGACCUUGUUGGAAGUGGGCACAUCAAAGAGGUCAUUGUGGCUGCCGAGGCAGAGCCAGGGGAUGGCGAGAUGGCAGAGGUUCCAGGCAGUCCUAACCAUCAGGAACUUGGGCUUAUUGGGGAGGGCGAGCAGGCCCAAGUCAAGCUGCUGGUGAACAAGGAAGGCCGCUACGUGUGCAUGCUAUGUCACAAGACCUUCAAAACGGGCAGCAUCCUCAAGGCCCACAUGGUAACGCACAGCAGCCGCAAGGACCAUGAGUGCAAGCUCUGUGGUGCUUCCUUUCGGACCAAGGGCUCGCUUAUCCGGCACCACAGGCGGCACACUGAUGAGCGCCCUUAUAAGUGUGCCAAGUGUGGGAAGAGCUUCAGGGAGUCAGGCGCGCUAACUAGGCACCUGAAGUCUCUUACUCCAUGUACAGAGAAGAUCCGCUUCAGCAUGAGCAAGGACACAGUUGUGGGCAAAGAAGAAGUGCCUGCAGGGUCCAGUGCCUCCACUGUGGGGACAGUUACAUCAUCAGUGACAGGAGACCCCAUGGAGUCAUCACCUGUGAUUCACCUGGUGACAGAUGCCAAGGGCACUGUCAUCCAUGAAGUCCAUGUUCAGAUGCAGGAGCUUCCACUAGGCAUGAAGGCCCUUGCUCCUGAGCCCCCAGACCCUGAGGAGCUCCCCUGUUCCAGCGAGAACAGCCGUGAGAAUCUGCUUCAUCAGGCCAUGCAGAAUUCUGGCAUCGUCCUCGAGCGGGUUGCUGGGGAGGAGAGUACUCUGGAGCCAGCCCCUCCCUCUGAGUCCAGUCCCCAGUCCCUGGGAGAGGGACCCCCGGAACUGCCACUGCUGGAGGUGGAGCAGAUAGAGACACAGGUGGCCAGUGAAGCUUCAAAGGUGCCUAGGACCCACCCAUGCCCUCAGUGCAGUGAGACUUUCCCAACAGCAGCCACCUUGGAGGCCCACAAGAGAGGUCAUAUAGGGCCGAGGCCAUUCACCUGCACACAGUGUGGCAAGGCCUUCCCCAAAGCCUACCUACUCAAGAAGCACCAGGAGGUGCACGUGCACGAGCGCCGCUUCCGCUGUGGAGACUGUGGGAAGCUUUAUAAGACCAUCGCUCAUGUGCGGGGCCACCGACGUGUCCACUCAGACGAGAGGCCUUUCCCUUGUCCCCAGUGUGGCAAGCGUUACAAAACCAAGAAUGCCCAGCAGGUGCACUUCCGGACACACCUAGAAGAGAAGCCCCACGUGUGCCAGUUCUGCAGCCGAGGCUUCCGGGAGAAGGGCUCACUGGUGCGGCAUGUGAGGCACCACACAGGCGAGAAGCCUUUCAAAUGCUACAAGUGUGGCCGUGGCUUCGCAGAGCACGGCACACUCAACCGGCACCUGCGCACCAAAGGGGGUUGCCUGCUGGAAGUGGAGGAGUUGCUGGUAUCUGAGGAGAGCCCCUCUGCGGCUGCCACUGUGCUGGCAGAAGACCCCCACACCGUGCUGGUGGAGUUCUCCUCGGUGGUGGCUGACACCCAGGAGUACAUUAUCGAGGCUACUGCAGAUGACACAGAGACCAGUGAAGCCACUGAGAUCAUCGAAGGCACCCAGACAGAGGUGGACAGUCACAUCAUGAAGGUGGUACAGCAGAUUGUGCACCAGGCUGGUGCUGGGCACCAGAUCAUCGUGCAGAAUGUGACCAUGGACCAGGAGGCAGCACUGGGCUCAGAGGCAGCUGCUGCUGACACAAUCACCAUUGCCACUCCCGAGAGUCUCACUGAACAAGUGGCCAUGACACUGGCUUCAGCAAUCAGUGAGGGCACUGUGCUUACAGCCCGUGCAGGUCCAAACAGUACUGAACAGGCCACUGUGACAAUGGUGUCAUCAGAGGACAUAGAGAUCCUGGAGCAUGGAGGAGAGCUGGUCAUUGCUUCACCAGAGGGUCAACUUGAGGUGCAGACUGUCAUCGUGUAGCUUGAAAGCCUCUGCUGUGGUGGAGUGAGGACCCCGAGUGCCUGCCCACACCUGCCCGCUCAGAAGACUGAAGUUCAGGCCCAGAGGAGCUGAGAGACUGUGGAUAUGCAGAGUUUUUGUUUGUUUUUUUGCUUUACAAUAAAACAUGAAAAUCUGCA
This is a messenger RNA of Alexandromys fortis (reed vole), 3521 nucleotides long. RefSeq names its product E4F transcription factor 1 (gene E4f1). The record is from RefSeq and is a predicted model, not a curated record. The transcript is spliced from 14 exons. NCBI's taxonomy places the organism in Eukaryota, Metazoa, Chordata, Mammalia, Rodentia, Cricetidae. Gene Ontology annotation, molecular function: DNA-binding transcription factor activity, RNA polymerase II-specific; RNA polymerase II cis-regulatory region sequence-specific DNA binding. Bases 1009 to 3363 code for a protein of 784 amino acids. Gene Ontology annotation, biological process: regulation of DNA-templated transcription.